Molecule: messenger RNA, 375 nt
Organism: Dibothriocephalus latus
Lineage: Eukaryota; Metazoa; Platyhelminthes; Cestoda; Diphyllobothriidea; Diphyllobothriidae
Source: the annotation of a GenBank genome assembly
GCGAGCAGAUCUGUGGGAAAAGGCUCCCCGGCUAUCGAGGUAACUACCGGGAGGAUAACUGUCUCGCCUUAGACGACCGGCCCUGUGUUGUCAUCGACGAAUGCAGUGAGGAGACUGGCGGCAGGGAUGGUGGUCUCAUCUGCCCCAUCGGACAAAGCUGCGUCAACAAACCAGGCUCCUUCGAGUGUGUGCAGGACUGUGGCGAGGGUCUGCGUCUCUCAGCCUCGGGCGAAACCUGCGAAGGUACGUUGCUCAACAGGCACGCUACUCCACCUACCCCUUUUUAAGUACUCAAUUGACUGUUUGAAUUUAGGUCAGAUAGUGAACACACGCGUGCUUUUGAUAAAUUCUUGUCGUGUCAGUACCUUUAUAUGA